AUGAACGCAUUCGCCGGUCAUCCCGCCGCCCCCACCCGGGCCCAGGCGCGCGACGCCCCCGCCGCGGGCCCGCCGCCCGCCGCCGGCGCCCCCGGCGCGCCGCCGGGGCGCUGCCCCGUGCUGGCAGCUCUGCCCCCGCCGCCGACGGCCGCCGUGCCCUGGUACCGCCGCCUCAUGCAGUUCAGGGACCCCCUCAACUUCCAAGCCACCCUGCUGUCAUCCGCCGACGUGGUGACGACGCCGGCGCAGAUCGGGUUCCCGGAGAUGGUCGUCCCGGGCACGGCGGAAUUCGCAAAGGCGGUGCUGGCCAGGGAGGGAGAUCUUACAGAGGUGGCGCCCUUUUUGGUGCUGGGAGAUCUCGUGGGAGAGGGCACCAUGGGCCUGAUGCAGGAGCCUGGUCACCGCGAGUUUCGCAACCUGCUGGCGCCCGCGUUCACGUACGAGGCCAUCAACGGGCGCUUCCUGCCAGAGAUCGCCGCCAUCGUGGGGCGCACCCUGGAGCGCUGGGAGGGCGCGGGGGCGCCGGUCAAGGCGUACGAUGCGUUCAAGCGGAUGACGUUCGAGAUCAUUAUGAACGUCAUGAUGGGCAAAGAGUAUGCGGCCGCGGAGAUCGACCGGCUGCAUGAGAUGUUCACCACUUACACCGGCGGCAUGGCGCAGUUCCCCCAGUGGGACGUGCCUUUUUUGAAGUACGGCAAGGCGAUGCAGGUGGGGGGCAGCUUCCCAUGGGGCAGUAGCCCGUGGGGCGACCUGGACGACGUCGCGCCUGCGCCCGGCACGUUUUGA
Monoraphidium neglectum is the source of this 786-nucleotide messenger RNA. RefSeq lists its product as hypothetical. The record is from RefSeq and is a predicted model, not a curated record. The transcript is spliced from 5 exons. The coding region runs from base 1 to 786 and encodes 261 amino acids. Gene Ontology annotation, biological process: sterol metabolic process. Gene Ontology annotation, molecular function: heme binding; iron ion binding; oxidoreductase activity, acting on paired donors, with incorporation or reduction of molecular oxygen. Lineage: Eukaryota; Viridiplantae; Chlorophyta; Chlorophyceae; Sphaeropleales; Selenastraceae.